Messenger RNA from Penaeus monodon (black tiger shrimp), 256 nucleotides. RefSeq names its product RCC1 and BTB domain-containing protein 1-like. NCBI's taxonomy places the organism in Eukaryota, Metazoa, Arthropoda, Malacostraca, Decapoda, Penaeidae. The transcript has 2 exons. The record is from RefSeq and is a predicted model, not a curated record. The coding region runs from base 18 to 254 and encodes 78 amino acids.
AUCUCCCUUCCGCCGAAAUGGAGCUGGACAAGUGGCCCAUUUUCAGCCUCCUGAAGCCGGAGUUCAUUGAGAAGAUGAGGAUGGCCUGUGUCUUCGGCAGCCUAGGCAACGAAGCCGUCAUAGUAACCAAAGACGAUGAUGUUUAUGCCCUUGGGUUCAACGGCUCAGGAUGUCUUGGGGUCGGAGAUCAGAACAGCACCAUGGAACCCCGUAAGAUUGAACCCCUUUGCCAGAAAAAAGUCAAAGGUAAGUGAAU